Molecule: messenger RNA, 6320 nt
Organism: Myotis lucifugus (little brown bat)
Lineage: Eukaryota; Metazoa; Chordata; Mammalia; Chiroptera; Vespertilionidae
Gene: CLEC16A
Product: C-type lectin domain containing 16A
Exons: 25
Coding region: 427-3390 (987 amino acids)
Biological process (GO): regulation of autophagosome maturation; endosome to lysosome transport; endosomal transport
Cellular component (GO): late endosome; endolysosome membrane
Source: RefSeq, a predicted model, not a curated record
CUGAGCCAUGUGUCUCCACUUGCUCCACUAGCAUCACAGUGACCUGGGGAGUGUGUGAAAAAGGCCAAUGCCUGGUCUUCCCUCGGUCCCCCUGAAUCGGAAUCUCCGGGUGGGCUUCCAUACCCCCAUUUUAUCCAGUUCUCCAGGUGAUUAUCUUUCACACUCAAGUUUGAGGAUGGCUGUCUUCAAGGACUUGACCAUUCUCUUACCUCAGUUGGGGUUGGUGUGUCCCUGGUUACAUAAUUCUUCAAAGAAGUGUCUGCCAUUUUUCCUGAAUGGUAUCUGUACCACGUUUUGACCAAAAACACCACAGUCACAGAACAGAACCGGAACCUGCUAGUGGAGACCAUCCGUUCCAUCACCGAGAUCCUGAUUUGGGGAGAUCAGAAUGACAGCUCUGUGUUUGACUUCUUCCUGGAGAAGAAUAUGUUUGUUUUCUUCUUGAACAUCCUGCGGCAGAAAUCAGGCCGCUAUGUGUGCGUUCAGCUGUUGCAGACCUUGAACAUCCUCUUUGAGAAUAUCAGUCACGAGACCUCACUUUAUUAUUUGCUCUCUAAUAAUUAUGUAAAUUCUAUCAUUGUACAUAAGUUUGACUUUUCCGAUGAAGAGAUUAUGGCAUAUUAUAUAUCGUUCCUGAAAACACUUUCAUUAAAACUCAACAACCACACUGUCCAUUUUUUUUACAAUGAGCACACUAAUGACUUUGCCCUGUACACAGAAGCCAUCAAAUUUUUCAAUCACCCUGAAAGCAUGGUUAGAAUUGCUGUAAGAACCAUCACGUUGAACGUCUACAAAGUGUCAUUGGAUAACCAGGCCAUGCUACAUUAUAUCAGAGAUAAAACUGCUGUCCCUUACUUCUCCAAUUUGGUCUGGUUCAUCGGGAGCCACGUGAUCGAACUUGAUAACUGUGUGCAGACUGAUGAGGAGCACCGGAAUCGAGGAAAACUGAGUGACCUGGUGGCUGAGCACCUGGACCACCUGCACUAUCUUAAUGACAUCCUGAUCAUCAACUGUGAGUUCCUCAAUGACGUGCUCACGGACCACCUGCUCAACAGACUCUUCCUGCCCCUCUACGUGUACUCACUGGAGAACCAGGACAAGGGAGGAGAACGGCCCAAAAUCAGCCUGCCGGUGUCGCUCUAUCUUCUGUCGCAGGUCUUCCUAAUUAUACAUCAUGCACCCCUGGUGAACUCGUUAGCUGAAGUCAUUCUGAAUGGUGAUCUGUCUGAGAUGUACGCUAAGACUGAACAGGAUGUUCAGAGAAGUUGUGCCAAGCCCAGCAUUCGGUGCUUUAUUAAACCCACCGAAACACUCGAGCGGUCCCUUGAAAUGAACAAGCACAAGGGCAAGCGGCGGGUGCAAAAGAGACCCAACUACAAAAACGUCGGGGAGGAAGAAGACGAGGAGAAAGGGCCCACCGAGGAUGCCCAAGAUGACGCCGAGAAGGCUAAAGGUACAGAGGGUGGUUCAAAAGGCAUCAAGACGAGUGGGGAGAAUGAAGAGAUAGAGAUGGUGAUCAUGGAGCGCAGCAAGCUCCCAGAGUUGGCGGCCAGCACCUCCAUGCAGGAGCAGAACACCACGGAUGAGGAGAAGAGCGCCGCCACGGGCUUGGAGAGUGUGCAGUGGAACAGGCCCUUCCUGGACAUGGUGUACCAUGCCCUGGAUAGCCCAGACGAUGAUUACCACGCGCUCUUCGUGCUCUGCCUCCUCUACGCCAUGUCUCACAACAAAGGCAUGGAACCUGAAAAACUAGAGCGAAUCCAGCUCCCAGAGCCCAGUGCUGCUGAGAAGACCGUCUACAACCACCUACUGGCUGAAAGACUCAUCAGGAUCAUGAACAGCGCUGCCCAGCCAGAUGGGAAGAUCCGGUUGACGACACUGGAGCUGAGCUGCCUGCUCCUAAAGCAGCAAGUUGUGACCAGCACGGGCUGCAUCAUAAAGGACGUGCAUCUGGCCUGUCUGGAGGGUGCGAGAGAAGAAAGCGUUCACCUACUGCGGCACUUUUAUAAGGGAGAAGAAAUUUUUUUGGACAUGUUUGAAGAUGAGUACAGAAGCAUGACAAUGAAACCGAUGAACGUGGAGUAUCUCAUGAUGGACGUCUCCAUUCUGCUGCCCCCCACGGGCACGCCACUGACGGGCAUUGACUUUGUGAAGCGGCUGCCAUGUGGUGACGUGGAGAGGACCCGGCGGGAUAAGUUCCCAGAAGUGGAAUUUCUGGUUCAAAGGGCCAUCCGGGUGUUCUUCAUGCUCCGUUCGCUGUCACUGCAACUGCGAGGGGAGCCGGAGACCCAGUUGCCACUGACUCGGGAGGAAGAUCUGAUUAAAACCGAUGACGUCCUAGAUCUCAACAACAGCGACCUGAUUGCGUGCACGGUGAUCACCAAGGAUGGCGGCAUGGUCCAGCGAUUCCUGGCUGUCGAUAUUUACCAGAUGAGUUUGGUGGAGCCCGACGUGUCCAGGCUUGGCUGGGGAGUGGUCAAGUUCGCAGGCCUCCUGCAGGACAUGCAGGUGACUGGUGUGGAAGACGACAGCCGUGCCCUAAACAUCACCAUCCACAAGCCUGCCUCCAGCCCCCACUCAAAGCCCUUCCCCAUCCUCCAGGCCACCUUUGUCUUCUCGGACCACAUCCGCUGCAUCAUCGCCAAGCAGCGCCUGGCCAAGGGCCGCAUACAGGCGAGGCGCAUGAAGAUGCAGAGGAUAGCUGCCCUCCUGGACCUUCCAAUCCAGCCGACCACUGAAGUUCUGGGAUUUGGACUCGGCUCCUCCUCUUCCUCCCAGCACCUGCCUUUCCGAUUCUACGACCAGUGCCGCCGAGGCAGCAGUGACCCCACAGUGCAGCGCUCUGUGUUCGCGUCCGUGGACAAGGUGCCAGGCUUUGCCGUGGCCCAGUGCAUAAACCAGCACAGCUCACCAUCCCUGUCGUCGCCCUCGCCAUCUGCCAGCGGGAGCCCCAGCGGCAGCGGGAGCACCAGCCACUGUGACUCAGGAGGUGCCAGCUCCUCGUCCACCUCCUCUGUUGCCCAGAGCCCAUCAGAUGACGCCGUGACUAUGGAACAGCCUCAGCCUAACCUUCCCGAACAGUUGGUGAUCGUCAGCGAAAUGGAAGCAGAUGCCAGGCCCUGCAAGAGCCUGGCAAAGAGCGUGGACAUGGAGACGGUCAGCCUGUCCCCCAGCCUCACCCCGACCCAGCAGCCCACCAUUUCCCUGCUCUGCGAGGACACGGCCGAUGCACUGAGCGUGGAGUCGCUGACCCUCGUCCCACCUGUGGAUCCCCACAGCCUCCAUACCCUCGCAGGCAUCCCCCCGCCACCCCCACUAGCCGCCGAGAGCACGGUGACCCCAGGCAAGGAGAUUGCACAUCCAGAGCCAGCGGGCCCCACUGAGCACUAGUCCGAGCCACGCAGCCUCCCUCUGUGGGUGUGGCUCCGCUGGCAGGGACCCAGGCCACUGACUCCAAAGACACAUUGAGAGCAUCGCUGUGACCAUCUUCACCACCCCCAUGUGCUCCUUCACUCCAUUUGAAUUCCUCUUUCACUUUCCACUUCUUCGAGAGCAGCUGGGACCCAUGGAGACACCCUAGCAAACCCAGAGGACUGAGGUGGCGCCUCGGGAAGUGGUUGGAUUCCUGGUCUGCGUGCCCCCAAGCCUGGGUGGCAGGACCCACCACCACCACUCCAUCAGCCGGCCCUGCCCAGCUCACAGCUCCUCCGUGCAUCCCAGUGUGCACGGAAGAAGCGGACGAGGUCACCAUAGGCAGAAAUUUGCAGGAAAGCGAACUUCGAUCAACAUCUCCUUUGGGUAUUUAUUUCCACUUUUGGCAGCAGGUGGAAAGCAUUUAUUUUAAAAGCACCUAUUUUGUUGAAAAGUCCAAAAAAAUCCUCAAUGCUAAGGUGUAAUGUCAUGUAAAAAGUGUAAGAUUACUGUUAAGUUUUCAUUUUCGUUUUCCCCUGAACUUCCCAGUGUUUUGGUUUAGAGUUCUCAGUCUGGCGUUCUCCUUUUUCUUAAGUGAUUCUUAUUUACUUAAGUGAUUCUUUAUUACUCACUAAUUCUGCAGGCCUGUGGGAUGAUAAGUACCUUCCUGGAAAGUUUAGAAUAUUUUUUAAACAAAAUAAGGGAGAUACGUGUAUUCUCAGGUACACAGGGAGCAGAGAGGGUGGGGGUUUCCCUGCCAGCAGCCCAGGGGCCUCACGUUACCUGAAGUCUCUUCAUGAAACUGCAGUCAGCUCCUGGUUCAGCACCCGUUCCUGGUCUCUGGCCCAAAAGCAAGCAGGACAGUUACCCAGCAUCCCCCGCAGUUGUCCCAUCUCUGUUUGCCUAAGAAAGAACCACUGGGGACCGUGAAGCCCCCAGUAGCUGUGAUGAGAGCAAAGGCGUGGCGGCAGCAUCUGCAUGGCCUGCUUGACCCUGUGCACUCUUCCUCUCCUGCCACCGCCAAGACACAGCUUGUGUGUUAAAUGAACCCCCUCCCUGUGGGCCCAGGGUGCAUGGGCCAGUUCUCCCCGGAUCCAGUAAAGCAGCCAAGGUUCCUUCCUGCUUGGCACAGCCAAGCGACCCUCCCCCCUCUGCCGUGCUGAGACCUUCCACAGCUUGCCUGCCAGUGUCCACCCGGGUGGCCUCCAGACGCUCCGCCUGCUCACCACCCACCUCUCCGCCUCCCUCAAUCCAGCCGCCACAGCAGGGCCUGGAGGAGACGGUUCCUGCGGGGGACAGGAGUGGCGCCAGUCAGAAGCCCUCCGGGCAGCUGUGCCCACCAAUCUUCAACAAAGAAAAGACUCAUUUAGGCUGAAGUUCAGGGCCCCAGCAAGAGGAACAAGCCACAGCCACCCGCAGAGCCAGGUGGGACAGGAGAGGAGGACAGUCCGUGGGGAGGAGGGCCGGUGGUACCCGUUCUCCAGCAGCCAGCACAGGUCCUGCGUGAUCUGCUUGCACGUAAAACAACCCGUCCCAGGGCCAUGCACUUCUGGUUUUCCAAUGACUCGGGCAGCAGAACUGAAGCCAAGUGACUUCCCAGGUGGAGCCAGGCCCUCCCCGGGACCACCGCCUGCCGUCCGGAAUCCAGUGGUACCUGGUGGCUUCGUGGCCUCCGGCAUUGACGGAGAAGGUCUCGGCAGGGGGACAGCACACCCAGGGGCCUGUGGCAGCACUGCCCAGGCUUGGGGAGCCGGACGUAGCCUCCAUGGACUGUUGAGUGAAGGUGCAGAUCCCCCCAGCCAGCCGGUAGCUCACCUUUAGGUGUGUGGGUGGGGACUGCUUUCACCCGACACCUUGAUGCUGAGGAGGACAUAUGUCCUUGUGCUGGCAGGUCUGGGGUCCAGAGGAGGCAGGCAGGGUCUUGGCUCUGAUGAAGGUCUCAUCUCACCAGGUCUUGGCCGUCUUAACAGCAGUGGAGAACCCCACAAACUUCACAGCGGGGCACUCCCAGGCUGGCCAGUCCACACAGAGCCCUGGGUCUCAGGUGGGGCAGAGACAGUUAAGCAAGGAAUUCUUGGAGAGCCCAGAGCAGGAGGGACCCUCUGACCCAUGGGCCCUUAAACUCAUCUCUGAUGUCAGCCUCAGCCAGCCCGCCAGCCCCACCUCCACAUUCCUGCAGGAGGGGCUGGGGUUGGUCUCACCUUCCCCAAGUCCACACUGAGCUGUUGGGUUGGCCACGCUGGGGGCAGGGUUGACCACAUGAGCCCCCAAACCUCAGCUUUGAAAGUUGCUGUGGCGAAGCAUUGUCCUUUCUGGCGUGAGGGAGUGAGGGCGCCUCUCCCCAAAGGCCAGGUGGGGCGAGUUCAAGGAGCUCCCCAGGGAGGAGUAAAGCCACAGUGAGAAGGUGGGGCAGAUGCCCCAUCCCAGGGAGGGGUGGGCAGGAGGGUCCUCCCGCCCCAGCAGGCCUUCCCCCCCUCCCCCUCUGCCAGGCCUGCCCUGCUCUGUGCUCUGCAGGAGGCAGCUUCCACCCACGCACCGAAGAAACGCACCCUUCACAGACACGGGAGAUCUCCAAGGUCCCGAGGUGCACUGUUUAGAAAGGCACGGGGCGAACUGAUUCUCAUCUUUUCUAGAUGCAAUAAGUGAGAACUAUCUCGUGUAGUCAUGUUGACACUGGGCAUAAACUGUGAGGGUUCCUAAUGUUCCUCCGAACUGCAAAUAUGUAAAUAAGUUUGUCCCGAGGAGGAGCAGGGUUGGGAAACCUCACGCUUCUGGGCUGAGGGGCCGUUCCAGGGAAGUACCUGCUCACCAGGGUGACUCAUGCUGCGUGAGCACUGCACACCAGGGUGGAAAUGAAAACUGGAACUUCCUUGUAAAUUGUUACUUGGCAAUAAACGCGAAAGAGCUAC